AUGGUCCCAUCAUCCAAACAGGGAGAGACUUCAAGGAAAUCGAACUGUAAAAAUACUGCUUUCAUUGCAAUAUCCAUUGCCAUUAGUUUCUGGGCAUGUCUUCAAUACAGAAUCGUUGCAGUCACAUGGACCCAAGUCCAAACCGACAUGACUAAUAGUCUCAACUCUUUUUAUCAUCAGUCUACCGAGCAAUCGCAGCAGAAGGAAAUACAAUUCCCUAAAGACAAUUAUCAAGAUCCGCACACAAAAGGAGCUCAAUCGGAACCUGCAGGACCCGAUUCACCUGUGAAGCUUCCAUCCAACUCCAAACCCAAUCUGGAUAGCAAUACGUUCUCCUUGUGCCUACUGCUCAAGGAUGAUAAUGAUAUACUGAACGAGUGGAUCGCAUAUCACUAUCACACACUCAAUCUACGAUAUAUGAUUGUAGCGUUGGAUCCAUUCUCCCAAACCUCACCGGAACCAAUCUUUGAAAAAUGGAGAAACUUGUUUGGUAUGACCAUUGAAGUUUGGACGGACAAGGAUUACAUGCCAGACUUUUUUCUGCAAGGCAAGUACGAUCAAGUGGAUUCCUUCAUUCCGCAGUUCGUCAAUCAAGAUCAAUCCAAAUCGAUCUGGCACACCGACACGAGCAAUGCAUCCCAAGUGGAACAAGACUUGAUUCACAUCAACAAUCACCGGUUCCGACAAGUUACCUUUGUCAGCCACUGCUUUGAAGUCAUCAAGAAGAAUCUACCCAACCAUAGUGUAACAGACAAGAAGGGAAAGCAGCAGCCAGACUUUCAACAUUGGGUGGGGCACAUUGAUACUGACGAAUAUAUUGUAAUCAAUCCAUUGCUUCGAGACAAUCCAAAUCGAACCAAGUUGAUUGACAUUCCAAAUACUCCUACGUCUGGAUCAAUACUUCAGUUUCUUAUGGACUUGUUUGAAAAGUAUCCCAAACGUCUAAGUCGAUCGUGCUUUAUGAUUCCGACCGUCCUGUUUGGAGCACAAAUUCAUGACGACUGGACGCACCGUGGCGGUGUCAUCAAUUUCACAACCACGAUUGAUACCGACCAUUGGAAUGCGGCUCGUUUUGAAACCUUGCGGUGGCGGAUCCAUGCCGACUAUUCCAACAUUAUCAAUGGACUGCAAAAAGCCAUCUUGGACUUGUCGCACCUGCCAGCGGAUCAUGAAAUCUUUCAAAACCAUCGCAUCAAGAGUGUGCACAUGCCUUUGGAUAAGGGUGGGACACAUGGAUGUCGCCAAAUGUCCCUGAAACCUGAAAUUCAUGCCGUUCGAUUGUUUCCAUUGAGUAUCAAUCAUUACGUCGGUUCGAGAGAACGAUACCUGUCAAGACCUGACAAGCGACGGAACAUUGAAAUAUACGAAGGCAAGGCACGAGUGACUGGUGGUGUAGAUGAUGGCUGGAUACGCGGAUGGUUACCUAGUUUUGUACAAGAGCAUGGACUGGAGAAGGCAUCACAAGUGCUGGAAGAAUAUCGAGUGUCGUGA
Molecule: messenger RNA, 1491 nt
Organism: Cylindrotheca closterium
Lineage: Eukaryota; Bacillariophyta; Bacillariophyceae; Bacillariales; Bacillariaceae
Source: the annotation of a GenBank genome assembly